Molecule: messenger RNA, 2817 nt
Organism: Suncus etruscus (white-toothed pygmy shrew)
Lineage: Eukaryota; Metazoa; Chordata; Mammalia; Eulipotyphla; Soricidae
Gene: POMT1
Product: protein O-mannosyltransferase 1
Exons: 20
Coding region: 233-2422 (729 amino acids)
Biological process (GO): protein O-linked glycosylation
Cellular component (GO): membrane
Molecular function (GO): mannosyltransferase activity
Source: RefSeq, a predicted model, not a curated record
UUUAGGCGCGACGAGUCGAGCGUCGAGCGGCUCUACCGGCGCCGCGCGCGACCACCCACCCUCCUACCCAACGGCCGGCGGCCCCGGGGUCCCGGUCCCGGUCCUGGCGCGGCGAGCGGCAAGCGGCUCUGGGUGUGGGACUUGAGGAAACGCGACGAGUUUCUCUAUUCCGGGGCGCCGGGGACCAACAGUGGCCUCUCCGGGCCUGGCCGAGCCGGUGCCCGUGGGGGCGAUGCUCCCCAGCAUGUGGGGGUUUUUGAGGCGCCCCGUCACGGUGACAGCCAACAUCAACCUGAACCUGGUGUUUCUGACGGCUCUGGGGCUGCUGAGCCGCCUGUGGGGCCUCACCCACCCUCGUGCUGUGGUCUUUGACGAGGUCUAUUAUGGGCAGUAUAUCUCCCUCUACAUGAAGCGGAUUUUCUUCCUGGAUGCCAGUGGGCCCCCGUUUGGCCACAUGCUGCUGGCCCUGGGAGGCUAUUUAGGAGGAUUCGAUGGCAACUUCCUGUGGAACCGUAUUGGAGCAGAAUACAGCAACAACGUGCCUGUGUGGUCGCUGCGCCUGCUGCCAGCGCUGGCAGGGGCCCUGGCAGUGCCCAUGGCUUACCAGAUCAUGUGGGAGCUGCGCUUUUCCCACUGCACGGCUAUGGGAGCUGCACUGCUGCUGCUCAUCGAGAACACGCUGAUCACACAGUCGAGGUUGAUGCUGCUGGAGUCAGUGCUGAUAUUUUUUAACCUCUUGGCCGUACUGUCCUACCUGAAGUUCUCCAGCUCCCAGAAGCACAGGUCCUUCUCGCUGAGCUGGUGGCUUUGGCUGAUGCUGACCGGAGUGUCCUGUGCCUGUGCGGUGGGCAUCAAGUACUCCGGUGCCUUUACGUACCUGCUGGUGCUCAGCAUAGCCGCUGUCCAGGCCUGGCACCUCAUUGGGGACCACAGCCUGUCUCACGUACGGGUGGUCUGUCACCUGCUGGCCAGAGCCGCAGCUUUGCUGGUGCUCCCUGUGCUCCUGUACCUGCUCUUCUUCUACAUCCACCUGCGGUUGCUCUACCGCUCUGGGCCCCAUGACCAGAUCAUGUCCAGCGCCUUCCAGGCCAGCCUGGAGGGAGGCCUGGCCCGCAUCACGCAGGGACAACCCCUGGAGGUGGCUUAUGGGUCGCAGGUCACUCUAAGGAGCGUCUCGGGGAAGCCUGUGCCCUGCUGGCUGCACUCGCACCACAACACCUACCCCAUGAUCUAUGAGAAUGGCCGUGGCAGCUCCCACCAACAGCAGGUAACCUGCUACCCCUUCAAGGACGUCAACAACUGGUGGAUGGUAAAGGACCCCAACAGGCAUCAGCUGGUUGUUGACAAUCCCCUAAGACCAGUGCGGAAUGGUGACAUCAUCCAACUGGUACAUGGCAUGACCACCCGCUUCCUCAACACGCACGAUGUGGCAGCGCCCCUGAGCCCGCAUGCGCAGGAGGUAUCCUGCUACGUGGACUACAACAUCUCCAUGCCCGCCCAGAACCUCUGGAGGCUGGACAUUCUGAACCGGAAGUCAGAUACGGAGAUCUGGAAGACAAUCCUGUCGGAUGUGCGCCUGGUACACGUCAACACAUCAGCUGUGCUCAAGCUGAGCGGGGCAAACCUCCCAGACUGGGGAUUUGGGCAGCUAGAGGUGGUGGGUGAGAAGCAGCAUCAUGCCUUCCACGAGAGCAUGGCAUGGACUGUGGAGGAACACCGCUACGGCCAGAGCCAAGAGCAGAAGGAGCGGGAGCUGGAGCUGCACACACCUACCCAGACUGACCUCAGCCUGAACAUGAGCUUCAUGGCUAGGUUCUCAGAGCUGCAGUGGCGGAUGCUGACAGUGAGGAGUGAUGACACAGAGCACAAGUACAGCUCCACGCCGCUCGACUGGGUCAUGCUCGACACCAACAUCGCGUACUGGCUGCACCCUAAGACCAGCGCACAGAUCCACCUGCUGGGGAACAUUGUGAUUUGGGCAUCGGCCAGCCUGGCCACUCUGCUCUACGGCCUGCUCCUCUCCUGGUACCUGCUGCGCCGCCGCAGAUGCAUCCAUGACCUCUCUGAGGAUGCCUGGCUGCGUUGGGUGCUGGCUGGGGCCCUCUGUGCCGGGGGCUGGGCGGUGAAUUACCUUCCCUUCUUCCUGAUGGACAAGACACUCUUCCUCUAUCACUACCUGCCUGCGCUCACCUUCCAGAUCCUUCUGCUCCCAGUGGUCCUGGAACAUGUCUGCGAGCAUCUGUGCAGGUCCCAGAUGCAGAGGAACAUCUUCCAUGCGCUCGUGGUGGCCUGGUACUCCAUUGCCUGUCAUGUGUUCAUCUCGUUGCGUCCCCUGACCUAUGGAGACAGGGCCCUGUCAGACAGCGAACUCCAGGCCCUGCGCUGGAGAGCCAGCUGGGACAUCCUGAUUCGGAAACACUAGCUGGACUGGGCCAGGGUCAGAGCAGUCCUUAGAAGCGGGUCUGUGUGCCUUGAGCUGAGGGCCGCCCACCUUGGACAGCCAGGCUCUCCGGGGUCCCUGUCCUGAGGAUACUCCCCUGCAGACCCCCUGUGCCGGGCAGGAGGAGUCGGGGCUGGACGCUGGUCUCAGACUUUGGCUAAGGGCCAGGCUGGACCUCUUCCUCUCAGUCCCCGUUGUGCCUCUGGGGGCCGGCCUGGCUCCCUGUAUUAACUCAGCAUCCAAUAAUCUACCGAGAGACAAGUGUCUGGGCACACUUGGAACUCAGGGUCCCCUCAAGGUUUGUGUCUGUACACAAACUUUCCAGAAGGUUCUGCAGAGAGCCAUGUGUGCCAGGGCCUAACCGGCCCAUCUCCUCU